Messenger RNA from Cutaneotrichosporon cavernicola, 387 nucleotides. RefSeq lists its product as uncharacterized. The record is from RefSeq and is a predicted model, not a curated record. The coding region runs from base 1 to 387 and encodes 128 amino acids. NCBI's taxonomy places the organism in Eukaryota, Fungi, Basidiomycota, Tremellomycetes, Trichosporonales, Trichosporonaceae. The transcript has 3 exons.
AUGACAACGGCACCCCAACAGCAGCCAAUAAUUACGCCGUCCGAACUCGCAGCCGACCUCGACGCCCUCCAGCGUCUUCCACCAAGCACACUCGCGAAACUCAUCGACCCUUCGGCUGAACCAACCCCGAAGCCAGCCGACGCGACCACCCAGCUCGCGGCCUUUGGUCCGUCCUCUGGCCCCGCUGCCAGUCUGGCCUUGACCACGGCGUACGCUGCCGAGAUGCGUGACGGUGCGGCCAAGCUGCGCGCACAGGAGAUUGGGGGGCCCGCGUCCGCGAUCGCUGGUGGACGUGGUGCGGCGUCUGAUUUGGCGACGCUGGAGCGGAUCCGGAGUAGUAUGCGGGUGCAGGGAAGUGAGAGGAAACGUAGUCUGCCCUCCAUAUAA